UCGCUCGCCUCUGCGUCUGGGGCUUCUGUCGCACCGUAGCCUGCCAGUGGGGAAGGAGGCCCCGCGAUGGCUUUGGGCAGGGAGAGACGUCAGGGGGCAGGAAGAGCUGGGCUGGUCUCUAGAAAGUGCUGGGAGCUGUGGUGGCUGAUUUGAAAGGGCACUGUGUAUUGGCACGGGGAGGGGCCAGAAUCGUGUAUGGGGGCCAGGCAGUGGCAUUGCAGGAGGAGACGUACCAGUGGGGCACAGAGGGACCUUGCUGCCAGCAGUGGGCUUCUGAGGGUAUGGGAGUGCGGAGGAAUCCCAUUACCUUCCCACCAGCCUGGUCAGGGUGAUGCCCACCCCAGCUGACUGCACUCCUGGAGACCAGCGGAGAAUUGCACCUGAGGAGAGGGCUGGCUAGGUUGGCAUCUGGCUGAGAUGGCUUGGCGCAGGCUUGCUGUGGUCAGCCUGCUUGGGCUUUGCUUGGCCAGCUGCCUCCUGUCCCCUGCUCAGGGCUGUGGCCCAGGCAGGGGGCCAGUGGGACGGAAGCAGUCUAGCCGCAAAAGCCUGGCCCCUCUGCAGUACAAGCAGUUUGUGCCCAACGUGGCGGAACAGACCCUGGGGGCCAGUGGGAAAGCGGAGGGCAAAAUCAGCCGCCACUCAGAGCGCUUCAAGGUCCUGGUGCCCAACUACAACCCUGACAUCAUCUUUAAGGAUGAAGAGAAUACAGGUGCAGACCGGUUGAUGACAGAGCGUUGCAAAGACCGAGUGAACGCCUUGGCCAUUGCCGUCAUGAAUAUGUGGCCAGGCGUCAGGCUACGGGUGACGGAGGGCUGGGAUGAAGACGGACACCACCUGCCUGACUCUCUGCACUAUGAGGGCCGGGCACUGGAUAUCACCACCUCUGACCGUGACAGGGAGAAAUAUGGCAUGUUGGCCCGCUUAGCUGUGGAGGCCGGCUUUGACUGGGUGUACUAUGAAUCCAAGGCACACAUCCAUGUUUCUGUGAAAGCAGAUAACUCCAUGGCUAUUCGUGCAGGCGGCUGCUUCCCUGGUGAUGCUACUGUGACGCUGCAGAGUGGUGAGAAGAGAAGCAUCUCCAAGCUACGUCACGGAGACUAUGUAUUCAGCGUAGAUCAGAACGGACAAGUGACACUUAGUGAGGUUCUGCUGUUCCUCCACCGAGACCCACACCAGCAGACUGUCUUCGUGGCCAUUGAGACAGAAGAACCUGUUCACCGGCUGCUCCUUACAUCCUCUCAUCUCAUCUUCGUUGCACGGGACUCCGUCAACAGCACAGCAGACUUCUCUCCUGUGUUCGCCAGCAGAGUGUGUGUGGGGGACUCGGUAUUGACAUAUCAAGCAGGCAGCCCUCCAUUACAUCCUGCCCGUGUAGUCCGUGUUUGGCAGCAAGAGGGCACUGGAGUAUAUGCCCCCUUGACCUCACAUGGCACAAUCCUGGUCAAUGGAGUGCUGGCUUCCUGCUAUGCAGUCCUUGAAAGUCAUCACUGGGCUCACCAUGCCUUUGCCCCAUUACGGUUUGUCUAUGGCCUCUUCUCACUGCUGCCCCUGAAGGGGGAGUCUAGAAACUACAGUGCUCAGGAAACAGAUGUGCACUGGUAUUCACAGUUUCUGUAUCAUCUGGCAUGGGACUUGCUGGGCCAGGAUGUGCUUCACCCCUAGAGACUUGCAGGGCCAUUUGCUUGCCAGACAAAGUUCAAUUCAUCGUCUUUAGAUAAGGGAGGCCCUUGGGCACUUGCUUGGCUCCAUAUCUAGUUGCCUUGGCUGGGUAAUGAUCCUAGAGCUGAGAAACACUGCUUUCAAGCAUCAACAUUUGCAACAGAGAAACUAGCCUGGGUAUAUGUAGGAGUUGGAUUGAGUGAUUAGGUCAACUGAUACCAGUGCUCCUGCUGUAGGUUGCAUAUCACAGGCACUGGACUACCUACAGAUGUGUUUAUGGAGCUUGCAAAUAUCCAAGGCAUGUUGUGUUCCUCCUCCAAAUUUAGCACCAAGUCAAUAAACCCACUGUCUUAAUUUUUAGCAGGUGGGAUGGAUUUCCUCCAUUUCCCAUAGGUGACCUGAUCUUCUCUGAUUAUAAAGCCAGCAUAAGAUCAGCUGUGGCUUUUUUUUUUCUCCCCUGCAGCUGCUUAAUUUGGUAAGUCAGGAAGGAGCAAGAUAUAUAGCAGAAAUGAGUGCGGAUCAUUUGUAAAUGAUCAGAAGAGUCUUUGCCCUCCCCUAGCUUCAGAAAUGUACGGCAGUAUUUCUGUGACAUGCAUUCAAGGAAAAGUAACGAAGGAGUUACGUUGGCCGGCUCUUCAUUGUGCAGGUGAUAUGGAAACCUGCAGGGUCUCUCUAACACAGGGCUAGUGGGGCUUUUUCAAGAAGGGCCAAGAAACAUGCCUGGGACCAUACAUGAAAUAAGAAUGGCAUAUAACAGGGUGUGUGUAGAGUUAUUAUAGCUUGGCACCCCUUUACUUACUGAGUUACAACACUGGAUUCAAGAAGAAGAGAGAAAAGCAACUCCAGCCUCAUCAGGGAAGGGUCUCAUAAACACCCAGCCUGGAAUGACUGAAUGGAGUUACGCUGGACAGCCAUGAGACCUGCCGCCUCAUCUCUUUUUUGCCACUCCUGGAUCUUAAGAAAGAUCCCCCUGCAUUUCCUAUUUGCUAUGGGCAAGGGGUGGGACGGGGAACCUAAUAUUUCCUUUGGAAAAUUAAAAUCCAUGCCACUCUCUUAAGAACUCUGCAGUAAUGAGAUUAACAUUUAACUGGCACUCCAGAGUUUUUAUUUUUAUAUUUAUAUAAGUAGUAAAUUAAAUGUGGUCUGCCACCUCUUGUCUUGUGCUGUAGAAGAUAUUAAUUUGAUGUUUUUGACAGGGAAAUGAAGG
This is a messenger RNA of Python bivittatus (Burmese python), 2866 nucleotides long. RefSeq names its product desert hedgehog signaling molecule (gene DHH). Gene Ontology annotation, biological process: smoothened signaling pathway; protein autoprocessing; intein-mediated protein splicing. Lineage: Eukaryota; Metazoa; Chordata; Lepidosauria; Squamata; Pythonidae. Gene Ontology annotation, molecular function: patched binding; calcium ion binding. The record is from RefSeq and is a predicted model, not a curated record.